Molecule: messenger RNA, 1337 nt
Organism: Trichoplusia ni (cabbage looper)
Lineage: Eukaryota; Metazoa; Arthropoda; Insecta; Lepidoptera; Noctuidae
Product: general odorant-binding protein 72-like
Exons: 5
Coding region: 698-1117 (139 amino acids)
Biological process (GO): olfactory behavior; sensory perception of smell
Cellular component (GO): extracellular region
Molecular function (GO): dibutyl phthalate binding; odorant binding
Source: RefSeq, a predicted model, not a curated record
ACGUGUCUGUCAAACUGUGGCUUUAGAACAAGGAAGCCUAUAACUAGCAAUUAAUGAUCACUGAACUUGUUAUUAUAAAACACUAUCAAUAAUGUGACCAUGAUUUAUAACUCUCCACUGAGACUAUUUCUUUUGAUUCCCUAUUGGGAUAAAUUAUACUAGAUAAAAUUGUAAUACUGAAAAAUCUUAACUGUUUAACUAUGCAUACGUAAGCAGCACUAACUAUUUUUCAAUUAUGUAACAAAUAUUCAAUAGUUCUUAAGAUUUUCACACAAAUUAUUCUAUAAGUAAAAACCAAUAAGUCUUAAUUAACUAAAUAUGAAGAUUAAUUAAUUUGAGUGAUGCUUGUUUCUUUUAAAAGGCUCAACGUUUAGGAAUACAUUGACCACAGAUGGUUCUUGCUCCAAAUUAUAACACUACACUAUCACUGCUUUUGUCUUCCUUAAUUAAACUUUACUUAAAUAAGUUCUGGCAAGGGCAAGGUAAAGAAGGCAGAAAAGUAAACAGUAUAUGAUUGACAAUGAAAUUUCUCUUAACAAUGUAUUUUAUGGACAACCUUACUAUCACAGUUAAAGAUCAUAGCACAAUUAAACAAUCACGGCCCUCAUAAAUAGCUGUCAGUCAGGAUCAAGGUUUUCAUUAAAUUAGUGGCGAUGACAUCGACCUUAUAGUGGGCACUCCUGAAAGAAAAUUGAAAAUGUUUUUCUUAGGCAUUGUGAAGUUUUUGUUACUCGUUGUUACGUGUGAAGCUAUGACCAUGAAACAAAUCAGGAACACGGGCAAAAUGAUGAGGAAAUCGUGUCAGCCUAAAAACAAUGUCGCAGACGAAAAAAUCGACCCACUUGCUGACGGGGUCUUCAUAGAGGAAAAGGAAGUCAAGUGCUACAUGGCCUGUAUUAUGAAGAUGGCUAAUACGAUUAAAAACGGCAAACUAAACUACGAAGCAGCCAUGAAGCAGGCUGACCUUCUGUUACCUGAUGAAAUAAAGGAGAGUGCAAAGGAAGCCAUCACAGCCUGCAGAAAAGUUGCGGACUCUGAAAAGGACAUCUGCGAAGCCUCAUUUAAAACUACAAAAUGCAUCUACAAUGAAAAUCCGAGCAUUUUUUACUUUCCAUAACUUUAAUUUUCUUUUGGUUCGUAUUAAAUUUAUAGUCAAAAAUGUAUCGUAUUUACUUCUGUGUUCGUCAUAAUCAAAAGUUUAUAUUCCAAGUAGGCCGUUUUUCAGGCAAUUUUAAAAUACAAUAAUAUUUUAUUACUUCGGAACCGACAUGACACUCCACAGAAGAUGUUAUCACCGUGGAUCACACUUUUCUACAAGAGAAUCGAAACGUCGCGCA